UCUUUCAGAUUGUGUGUCUACAGUAGUUAGUAUAAGUUCAGCUUUGGGGGAAUACAGUUCACAAAAUUUUGGUCUCUACUUUUGGAAGUCCAAUCAAAAAAUUCCUUUAAAACAUAUCUCGAAAUUCAAUACGGUUAAUUAGCGAAAAAAACUUUGACGCAAUGAAUAUGGUAAAGAGCUUGAAACUUUACACGCGCAUGUUUCGGCAAUUUCGAGUUUCCCGCAUGGCUAGGGACAUCCAUGGCUCGAUCGCCACCACCGCUGGCUGCCACAACCAGGUACGUCAUUUUCGCUCUGACGAGCCAAAAGACUGGAAGGCGAAGCGUGGUGACGACGCACUCAAGCAAAUGAAUAAAAAGUACAGCGAUGACAAGUUUGCCGAUUCGCGUUAUGGUAAUCAGCACUACAGUAAAUACGAUCAAGGUGAAGGCUAUGACCAGACCGAUUCUCCCUAUAAGGGUAAUAGGGAUCCAGAAUCUAGACGCUUGAUCACUCAGGAUACUAUCGAUCAUCAGCGUCGCCAGGAACGCAUCAUCGAGGACAACAGACGGCGCUGGCAAAAACGCGUCGAGCCAAAGUCGCCGUCUCAGCUCCAGUAUGAGCGUACCAGUGAUAUCUUUGGGGCAGACAAGCCCGGCAAGAGGCAUCAGCGACGACCUAACGAGGAUCAAAGUGCCGAGGAUUAUAGCAAACGCCGUCGUGAACACAGACAAAAAGAGAAACAACGUCAAGAGCGUGAAUUGCGAGAAUCGCGAAAAGGUUACAAGCUACCCAAAGCAGAAGAAACCUCUCAGCCUGCUAGCGAGGCCAUUGAUAAAGAGUGGUUGGCACGGAAAACGGAAGAGCAAGAGGCUAAGUACUGGCAUAGUUGGACCACUUGUCCGAAUGAGCGGUGCAAUCCGGACGCCGAGUCCGAUGAAAGCUCAUCCGGUUAUAAGAAAUCUGAUCGGCGUGGUUUCAUUAAGCCAACACUGCCGUAUGAUAGCUCUGUACGUCGUUUCCAGACUCAUUCCCAGCAAUUGACAGUAAAAACUCAAAUUCCAUUGCGACCGAUGCAGAACGCUGUUCAGAAGCAUCCAACAAAAGAUUUGGCUAAUACCAAACGUCGUCGACCCAGCGGCAUGGAGAAGCAACUUGUGCUUCUCAAUGACUUCAAUCGUUUGAAAAUGGACAAAACGAAACAGCCAACGUCCUUGCUUCAAUCGCAUGUGUUCAACACUCCAAAAACAAAGUACUCAGAUCGUCAAGUGGAGGAAAAGCUGGAGGAUAUGGAGCUGCCAGAGCAGCUACCACGAACAAAGCUUGCCUGGCAGGGCUUGCCACGACCUGUCUAUAAACGGUUUGAUGGUGUAAAGCGGGCAAUCGCACGCAAAACCCAAGGCCAGAGUAAAUUUGUGGAGCCGCCACGCUUCAAGAUGACCCUUCGAUCUAAAAGUCUAAGUCGCAAGCGUACACCAACCGACAGCUUUUCCAAUAUGCUCAACGUGAACACCCAUUUCACACCGCACAGUGAAUACACUGGUUACGGUCGUCAAACCGUUUGCGAUGCAUGGCAGAACUUUAGUAAUGUUCACUGCUUGAAGCAAGUAUGCUAAUGGAAUUGAGUAUGCUAUGGAACCCAAACCAAAGACUGCCAAUUAAUCUGAAAAUUUUAAAGGACCAAAGAAAUUAUCUUGAUAAAUGAUUUAGGACGAUUUCCCUAUUUAUAUAUUAAAUAAAAAAAAUAUUGCGGUA
Messenger RNA from Drosophila hydei, 1734 nucleotides. Its product is annotated as stress response protein nst1. The record is from RefSeq and is a predicted model, not a curated record. The transcript has a single exon. Bases 162 to 1595 code for a protein of 477 amino acids. NCBI's taxonomy places the organism in Eukaryota, Metazoa, Arthropoda, Insecta, Diptera, Drosophilidae.